This is a messenger RNA of Ictalurus punctatus (channel catfish), 4733 nucleotides long. RefSeq names its product lysosomal associated membrane protein 1a (gene lamp1a). The record is from RefSeq and is a predicted model, not a curated record. The coding region runs from base 398 to 1636 and encodes 412 amino acids. Gene Ontology annotation, cellular component: membrane. The transcript is spliced from 9 exons. Lineage: Eukaryota; Metazoa; Chordata; Actinopteri; Siluriformes; Ictaluridae.
GUUUCAUUGUGUUUUGUAACGAGUUAAAAAGUGAAAAGUUGGUCGUGGCGGUGUAACCACGUGACCGUGCUGCUGGGCGACUCACAUGACUGGAACAUUCCCGGUGUUGAUAUUCAGGCGCGUGAACGAGUAGCUCUGCUGUCUGGAGAGAGCGCGUGCGUUUUCCCUUCUCAAACAAGCAAGCAAGCAAACAAACAAACGCUCGAGACGGAAGGAAUUGAACAGACGAAGAAGAAUCUGACGGAAUUAAAUUAAAGACAACGAAGACUGCACAUUUGUUUGUGUUUGCCGGUCCGGGUGCAGCGCGUGACUCUGGGAGGUGUUUACUGCUGUCAUUGCUGGGAACAGCCUUUUUUAUCUUUGAUCUCCGCGCGUGCAUUAUUAACUGUUCGAAAACAUGACCCACAGACUACCGUCAGUCUCCGCCAUUAGCUGCUUUAUUGUCUUAGGCUGGCUGACUGCAGCGCACGCCGUAACAUUUGAAGUAAAGAAUGGGAAUUCUACCUGUAUCAAAGCGGACAUCUCGGCUAACUUCACCAUCACGUACAACAGCACCACCAAUGUGACGAAAACGGUGGUUGUGCCGCUCCCGGAAUCAGCAGUAGUGGGAAAUGGCAGUUCCUGUGGAGACUCUCCGGCCCUGCAGGCCUCCUUCGGUGAUGGUCACUCUCUGGACUUGGUGUUCUCCAGCGAUGGCCAUAUAUAUCGUGUGGCCAAUCUUAAUCUGACCUACAACCUGAGUGACAACGCCACCUUCCCUGGGUCGUCCAGCAAGGAGAUCAUGGUGUUGACUACGAACACGUCUGGGAUCGCAGCACAGCUCAACACCACCUACAGGUGUAUGAGCUCCAGCUCAGUCAGUCUGGGAGGCCCUGGAGUGACGGUCACGUUCUUCGACAUCCGCCUGCAGGCCUACAUGCCCAGCGCCAACCUGAGUACUAACGAGACGAUUUGUUCAGCUGAUAUUCCUUCCACCACUGCUGCACCCACUACCACUCCUAUCACCUCGACCACCCCCGUCACCCCAACCAACCCUGAGCGCGGCAACUACAGCGUUGAAAACAGCACGUCUGCCUGUCUUCUGGCUAGAAUGGGGCUGCAGCUGAAUCUAACAUAUCUCUCCAGGAAUCAGAAUAAAACUGUUGUGGCGAUAAGGAACGUGGUGCCCAGUCGUAUGGUUGCCAGCGGGUCAUGUGAAUCCACAACUGCUACUCUGCAGCUGACUGGAGAUCUCGCCAACCUCACUUUCAUGUUCACGCUGAACUCCACCACCAAAAAAUACCAGCUCAGUGCUUUGAAUAUGUCUGCCAGUUGGGACGAUAUGAGAGAUCCAUUCAAAGUCAGCAACAGCAGUCUACAGUACAUGCAGGGAACCCUGGGCCGCUCCUACAUGUGCAACAUUGAGGAGGUUUUUCCUGUGGUCAGCACUUUCUCCCUCAACACCUUCGACCUGCAGGUGCAGCCUUUCGGCGUCCACGACAACCAGUUUGGACCAGCCGACGUGUGUCCAAUGCAGAAGGACAACAUGCUGGUGCCCAUUAUUGUCGGUGCCUCCCUGGCUGGCCUCGUCCUCAUAGUCCUCAUCGCCUACCUGAUCGGCAGGAAGAGGAGUCACGCAGGCUACCAGACCAUCUAAACCACUAUUGUCUGUCCAGGACUGUACUUUGUGUGCGUGUUUGUGUGUGUGUGAGAGAGUUUGAGUACUUCUUGUUUCCAGGUUGUUAAACCUUUAUCUUCAUUCACUCCCCUACUCUUGGAGUACAUAAGAGAGAGAGAGAAAAAAAAAAAAGCCACUUACAUAUUACUACCAGCUCUGUUUCACUGACUGACUGACUGACUGACUGACUUGUUGAAAUUUAAUUUACAGGAGUCACUUAUGAUCCCUGUACAGUAGGUGGCAGUCUAAACCUAAAACAUGGACCAGUAAUUCCUCAUUAAAUACAGAGAAGUGUUGCCACUCUGGUACCAAGUGUCCCCCCCCCCCACUCCCCUCAGGAUUAGCUAGUGCUCAGAGUAAGCGUUGUUACUCUGACGUUCCCUCCUUUGACUAGGAAAUUACCAAAGAAAACACCCCCCCUUUGACUUGGAAUUCCUAGUCGGAAAGUGUGGAAAGGUCAGCGCAACCUCGUGUUAACGCGGUCGCUCGAUCAACACGGACACAUUAGCUCAGUCUCAAACACUAACCAUACAGUUUGUUCUUUUGAGACAGUAAAAACAUGAUAAACGCAUGAGCACGUUAGCUGGCUAGCUUGUUGCUAUAAAAAAAAAAAAAUGCACCCCCCCUACUUCGUGGCUUGAAUGAGCCGUGCUUGAAAAUGGCGCCAUUUCCUCCUACUUCCGAGUCAAAUUCAGCGUAAUAUUUCGUCAUUCAGAAGCAGGCCACUGAUCGGACAGUCGAGAAACCUGAUUAUGGAACAUGGCGGUGAAUUUCCAGCAGAAGGGUGUUUAUCCUGACGAUUUGCUGUGGUUGCCACGGCGAAGCGAAAGCGUUCUCGAAUAUCGAAUACGAACGUUCGGAUGUCGCUGAGGAAACGCACUUUUACGGGAAUACGAAGGGGGGGGUUUCAUCACAACUAGCUACAUCCAAGUUGAAAGCUAAUGGUUGCAGAUGACUAGGAGGAAAUUACAGCCAGUGAUGUAUUGAGGUUCCACACUGGCAUUAUAUCGUAAGCAUUAUGCUAUUAAUUUAACAGUAACGGCCACCUGUGCACUUAGCUAGCUAGCUAGCUCGCAUGUUCUCAACAGCGAUGCUGCGUUCGAAUAGAAUAGAAUAGAAUAGAAUAGAAUAGAGCGUGAAUGUGGGAAUGCAAACGGAAGACCCAUGGAGUGAAAGGCUAGGCAUACUCGGCAACUGGGAAAUAUGGAGGCCAAGCAUGCGAGCUAGUUAAUGACUUAACAGCACAUAUAGCCGUCCAGGCUUUCAUACAGACGAUGUAAAGGCAUUAGAAACGAGACGAAACUGUUGGGAAUAGCAACAUUUUCCUCAGUCAGAAAAGAUUCAAGCUACAGAACAGUCACACAGCUUCAACCACUAGUGAAUAACAGAAGAGCGUACGUCAGUACAGCGAAUACGACCCCAUCUGAACGUGAGCGAAUCCAUUUCUCGCCUCCUGUCAAACAUGUGCCCGAUGUUCAGGAACAGCUCAGAUUCUCUGUUUAGUGGUGUUUUGAAAAAUGUUGCACAUUCUAGUACAAUUUGGCUUUUGCCUUUAUCGAUCAUGGCUGAAAUAUUUGUACCAACAUCUGCUCACUUUUAAGAGGUCGUUUAAAAAAAACAAACAAAAAAAAAAACAACGUUUUAUUGUUUGUGUAAUAAUCCCUCGCAUGGAACUCGGUAGGUUUGUACGUGAGCAUGUAAGUUCUAAAAUGGCGAAGUCGUUCCAAACAAACAUCGCUCCUCUGGAAUUAUCCAGCCUUUGAUUUCAUGGCGCGGAUGUUCACGAUUCAGGAGUCACGGGUGGGGAUGUGGACUGACCUGAGCUCUGACCCUCCACAAUAAAGUGUACGACUGAGAGAACGGAAGAAGUGUUACACACCCAGACACACUCUUGUGCUAUCACUAAGCGAGAGAGAGAGAGAGAGUGCUAGCAGGCUUGUGGGAGAACCGCAUCGAGUGACAAAAGGCGUACGAGCUCAGGUUCAAUAAUUGAUGCACUGGUCUCGUAUUUUCUCCCAGUCAGGCAGCUCGAAUUAGGGCUCGGGUCUGGUCUCAUGCCGUCUUUCUGCCGCGCUCUCACCGAGAAGUUGAGCACGUAACCAUUCUCAGGUUGGCGUGUGAACUUUACGCCGAGGUUAACGUGAAAGCUCUCACGUUUAGCAAAGCGUGUCGUUUAAAGCGAAGAACAUACCGACAGCAAUUUGACGCAUUGAGUCGUUCAUCUGUUUUUGGUAAAUAUUAACGCAAACCUUUUCCGACUCGCCAUCCGGAACCCGUUUCACAUUUUUAGGUAAGACACCAAAGAACACAGACAUCUUCAGUAUCGACCUUCAGUGGAUUGAGUCAGUGUGAACUGCGAAGGUUGGGGGGGGGGGUUCUGUUUUGUUUAAUUUUUUUUUCUAUCUAGAUAUUCUCUCAAUCGCUUUUUUCUUUUUGUAACCGUGGCCAUUUGGACCUUUCUGGAGAUUCCAGUGGGGGGAAAAAAAGGGAAAACCAUGAUCGUCUGUACACACGUCAUUUAUUUAAUUUCUCACCCACUGAUACUAAUUGUCACCCCACACGCUACAGAUACUUUGUGUAAAGGCGUACCAUUUAGGUUUCCUCGAAACGAACGAAACGACUAAACCCGAGAUGCAGUUUAAUUCGUUUUCACGUGACGACACGUGGGGACUGUGUGUUGGUCCCGUCGCAUGAGCUAACUGGAGAUGCUUUUAACGGGGAGAAGUUGCGUCAUGUGGGGUGUAGCAGCAGAACAUUGAGUCUGGAAAUUAUCUUCAGGGAUAUAAUGAUUCUCUCGAGCACAUAAUGAAACCUUGGAUCAGGACGAAAAGUCAAAGAAAGUGUCUGAUUUCAGUGCAUGUGUUUUUUGCUUUGCAGCUCAGAUAUUUUUUUUCUUUUUUCUUUUCUCCUGCAUUGUAUACUGUACAGCAGACUUGACGCUUUUCCAAACCUGUCGCUUUGUCUAAUCUCUUUUGGUUGAAGGUUUGAUCAUUAUAUAAUUGCAGUGAUCUGAUCUUUUAUUUUUGUAGAGAACAUUUUCAAUGCGUGGUGAGGUCAAUAAAGGAAGUGAACACUU